Molecule: messenger RNA, 3671 nt
Organism: Mangifera indica (mango)
Lineage: Eukaryota; Viridiplantae; Streptophyta; Magnoliopsida; Sapindales; Anacardiaceae
Product: phospholipid-transporting ATPase 2
Exons: 26
Coding region: 238-3552 (1104 amino acids)
Biological process (GO): phospholipid translocation
Cellular component (GO): plasma membrane
Molecular function (GO): magnesium ion binding; ATPase-coupled intramembrane lipid carrier activity; ATP binding
Source: RefSeq, a predicted model, not a curated record
AGAUUUCACCGUAAGAAAGAGUCAAAAACGCUGGUAACGCAACUACCAAAUCACAUUCCUUUCUCUUGAAAGCGAAACAGACAGGAAGAACUCCGGACCAUCGACCAAGUUUCAGGAAGAACAAUCGAUUAACAGGUGUUGGUCAGCCACAUUACUGAUGGGUACCUCAAUGCAGUUGAGUUUUGUGGCAAACUUUGAGAGAAUGUGUUGACCAUUGUUGUUUGCUUCUAAGUCAAAAUGAAGCGAUAUGUUUACAUCAAUGAUGAUGAAGCAUCACAGGAUCUUUAUUGUGACAACCGCUUAUCAAACAGAAAAUAUACAUUGCUGAACUUUCUACCAAAAAAUUUAUGGGAGCAGUUCAGCCGUUUUAUGAACCAGUAUUUCUUGCUGAUUGCCUGCCUGCAGCUGUGGUCACUUAUUACUCCAGUAAACCCUGCAAGUACUUGGGGUCCACUAAUUUUUAUAUUUGCGGUCUCAGCAUCAAAAGAAGCUUGGGAUGAUUACAAUAGAUAUUUGUCAGACAAGAAAGCAAAUGAGAAAGAAGUUUGGAUUGUUAAACAAGGCAUCAAAAAACAUAUACAAGCACAAGAUAUUCAUGUCGGUAAUAUAGUGUGGCUUCGUGAGAAUGAUGAAGUGCCAUGUGAUCUUGUUCUGAUUGGUACCUCUGACCCGCAAGGUGUUUGCUAUGUAGAGACUGCAGCCCUGGAUGGUGAAAUUGAUUUGAAGACAAGGGCCACACCUGCUACUUGCAUGGGAAUAGAUUUUGAAUUGUUACACAAAAUUAAGGGUGUUAUUGAAUGUCCCUGUCCAGAUAAGGACAUUAGAAGAUUUGAUGCAAAUCUUCGUCUUUUUCCACCAUUUAUCGACAAUGAUGUGUGCCCUUUGACCAUUAAAAACACAAUUCUUCAGUCGUGUUAUCUUCGGAAUACAGAGUGGGCUUGUGGAGUAGCUGUCUACACGGGCAAUGAAACCAAGCUGGGAAUGAGUAGGGGCAUACCUGAACCAAAGCUUACAGCCGUUGAUGCCAUGAUUGACAAGUUGACUGGGGCUAUUUUUGUUUUCCAAAUCGUGGUUGUGUUGGUUCUUGGUGUAGCUGGGAAUGUCUGGAAGGAUACAGAAGCAAGAAAGCAAUGGUAUGUGUUGUACCCAAAUGAAGGCCCAUGGUAUGAACUACUAGUCAUUCCCUUGCGGUUUGAGCUUCUAUGUUCCAUUAUGAUACCCAUAUCCAUCAAGGUAUCUCUGGAUCUUGUGAAGAGCUUAUAUGCAAAGUUUAUUGAUUGGGACAUUGAGAUGAUUGACCCUGAAACAGGAACCCCAUCCCAUGCAACAAACACAGCAAUAAGCGAGGACUUGGGGCAAGUUGAGUACAUUUUGACAGACAAAACUGGAACCUUAACUGAAAAUAAAAUGAUCUUUAGAAGAUGUUGUAUCAGUGGCCAUUUCUAUGGGAAUGAGGAUGGAGAUGCCUUAAAAGAUGUAGGAUUGCUCAAUGCUGUUUCAAGUGGUUCUCCUGAUGUUAUCCAGUUUCUUACGGUUAUGGCAGUAUGUAAUACUGUAAUACCUACACAAAGCAAUACUGGUGAUAUCUUGUACAAGGCACAAUCUCAGGAUGAGGAAGCUCUUGUUCAUGCUGCUGCUAAGUUGCAUAUGGUUUUUGUCAAUAAGAAUGCAAAUAUUGUUGAGAUCAGGUUUAAUGCUUCAGCAUUGCAAUAUGAAGUAUUGGAAAUUCUGGAGUUCACUUCUGAUCGGAAAAGAAUGUCAGUAGUGGUGAGAGAUUGCCAGAGUGGAAAGAUCAUCCUUCUGUCAAAAGGUGCAGAUGAAGCAGUUCUUCCUUAUGUUCAUGCUGGGCAACAAACCAGGACUUUUACUGAGGCUGUAGAACAGUAUUCACAAUUGGGGCUUCGUACAUUAUGCUUGGCCUGGCGUGAACUAAGAGAAGAUGAAUAUGCAGAGUGGUCUUUAAUGUUUAAAGAGGCUAGUAGCACAUUAGUUGAUAGGGAGUGGAGAAUAGCUGAGGUCUGCCAGAGAUUAGAACAUGAUCUUGAAGUUCUUGGGGUUACAGCAAUAGAGGACCGUCUACAGGAUGGUGUGCCUGAAACAAUUGAGACGCUUCGAAAAGCAGGAAUUAAUUUUUGGAUGCUAACUGGAGAUAAGCAGAAUACUGCUGUUCAAAUUGCUCUUUCAUGCAAUUUCAUUUCCCCUGAACCAAAAGGCCAGCUUCUGUUGAUUGAUGGAAAAACUGAGGAUGAAGUUUUUAGAAGUUUAGAGAGAGUUUUGCUUACAAUGAGGAUAACAACUUCAGAGCCCAAGGAUGUGGCAUUUGUUGUCGACGGCUGGGCCCUUGAGAUUGCCCUGAAGCAUUACCGGAAAACUUUCACUGAAUUAGCAAUAUUAUCAAGAACUGCAAUAUGUUGCCGUGUGACACCAUCACAAAAAGCACAGCUUGUGGAACUCUUAAAAUCAUGCGACUAUAGGACAUUAGCGAUUGGGGAUGGAGGGAAUGAUGUGCGAAUGAUACAACAAGCUGACAUUGGGGUUGGCAUUAGUGGGAGAGAAGGUCUGCAGGCUGCAAGAGCUGCUGACUAUAGUAUUGGAAAGUUCAGGUUUCUAAAAAGAUUGAUACUUGUCCAUGGACGGUAUUCUUACAACCGUACAGCAUUUUUAUCCCAAUAUUCGUUCUAUAAAUCCCUCCUGAUAUGUUUUAUCCAGAUCUUCUUCUCUUUUAUUUCAGGUGUCUCUGGAACUAGUCUUUUCAAUUCUGUUAGCUUGAUGGCUUACAAUGUCUUUUAUACUAGUAUUCCUGUUCUGGUCAGUGUCCUUGACAAAGAUCUUACUGAAGGAACUGUGAUGCAUCAUCCUCAAAUUUUAUUCUACUGCCAAGCAGGAAGGCUUCUUAAUCCUAGUACAUUUGCUGGAUGGUUUGGCCGUUCCCUAUUCCAUGCAAUUGUUGUAUUUGUAAUCAGCAUACACGCCUUUGCCUAUGAAAAAAGUGAAAUGGAGGAGGUUUCAAUGGUAGCACUGUCCGGAUGUAUAUGGUUGCAGGCCUUUGUUGUGGCAUUAGAGACCAAUUCCUUUACCGCAGUCCAACAUAUUGCCAUAUGGGGGAAUUUAGCUGCCUUCUUUGUCAUCAACUGGAUCUUCAGUGCUAUUCCAUCAUCUGGGAUGUACACAAUUAUGUUUCGAUUGUGUCGCCAACCAUCUUAUUGGUUAACUAUGCUUCUCAUAGUUGGAGCAGGAAUAGGUCCAAUCAUGGCUCUGAAAUACUUUCGUUACACCUACAGACCAAGUAAAAUCAACAUACUUCAGCAGGCUGAACGUAUGGGUGGUCCCAUUUUGUCUCUGGGUACCAUUGAACCGCAACCAAGAUCUUUAGAGAAAGACAUUUCACCAUUAUCAAUUACUCAACCUAAUAGCAGAAGUCCAGUUUAUGAACCUCUAUUAUCUGACUCUCCAAAAACCAGAAGGUCUUUCGGGCGAGGUACCCCUUUCGACUUCUUACAGUCACCAUCCAGAUUGUCUUCUGUUUACUCGAGAAAUUGUAAGGAUAACUGAGUUUCCUAGUCAUUUGAUAGAGAAUGUGUAGGUCAGAUUUGAUGAGCUGUAGUUUGUGAUACCACUUUGUUUCAUAGGUUAUACAUUCACAUACUCCAUAAAUUAUUUGUUUACAGCGA